Messenger RNA from Sinocyclocheilus anshuiensis, 1878 nucleotides. RefSeq names its product brain-specific homeobox/POU domain protein 3-like. The record is from RefSeq and is a predicted model, not a curated record. Gene Ontology annotation, biological process: regulation of transcription by RNA polymerase II. NCBI's taxonomy places the organism in Eukaryota, Metazoa, Chordata, Actinopteri, Cypriniformes, Cyprinidae. The transcript has 2 exons. Gene Ontology annotation, molecular function: RNA polymerase II cis-regulatory region sequence-specific DNA binding; DNA-binding transcription factor activity, RNA polymerase II-specific. The coding region runs from base 156 to 1181 and encodes 341 amino acids.
CUCGCACCUGGCUACAGCUAAACCAGAAAAGAAGACUCCUCGGGCAUAGUUUUUCACUUUUUACCAUCCAGAUUAUCCCGGUUCUCCGAGGUAGACACUCUGCUUGGGCCAAAACAGAGGAAGACGAGAAACGACCUUUUCUCACCUCUGCCAUAAUGAUGUCCAUGAAUAGUAAACAGCCGUUUAGUAUGCAUCCGAUUUUGAACGAACCUAAAUACACACCUCUACAUUCCAGUUCUGAGGCUAUCCGACGAGCAUGUUUGCCCACGCCUGCGCUGCAGGGUAACAUCUUUGCCGGCUUUGACGAGACCCUGCUCCAGAGAGCCGAGGCGCUGGCGGCGGUGGACAUCGUCGCUCAAAAGAGUCACCCGUUCAAGCCAGAUGCCACCUACCACACCAUGUCUACCAUGACAAGCAUGACCUGCACGCCCACGUCCUCUUCUGGGCACCUUCAUCACCCGUCUGUGCUGACUUCUCACCACCAUCAUCCCCACCACCAGCCGACGCAGGGCCUGGAGGGCGACCUGCUCGACCACCUCACCCCCGGCAUCACUAUCGGAGGCAUGCCGGGCUCCGACGUUUGCUCCACCGCUUCUCACCCGCAUUCACACAUGUCAGCACACACAUAUCACCACCCGCAAACUAUGCACAUGCACCCCCACAGCCUGGGCUCGCACACCUCUCUGGGUGGCGGUGGAGACUCCGAGCCUGAUCCACGGGAGCUGGAGUCUUUCGCCGAGCGCUUCAAACAGAGACGGAUCAAACUCGGAGUCACGCAGGCCGACGUGGGCUCUGCGUUAGCCAAUCUUAAAAUACCCGGGGUCGGCUGCCUGAGCCAGAGUACAAUCUGUCGGUUCGAGUCCCUCACUUUGUCCCACAAUAACAUGGUAGCCCUCAAGCCUAUUCUGGAAGCGUGGUUAGAGGAGGCAGAACGGGCUCAGAGAGAGAAAAUGACCAAGCCGGAGAUUUUUAGCGGCGGGGACAAAAAGAGAAAACGCACUUCUAUCGCUGCUCCAGAGAAGCGAUCGCUGGAGGCUUACUUUGCCGUCCAGCCCAGACCCUCGUCGGAGAAAAUCGCUGCCAUUGCCGAGAAACUGGACCUGAAAAAAAACGUGGUCCGCGUGUGGUUUUGUAAUCAAAGGCAAAAGCAGAAACGGAUGAAGUUUUCGGCAACGCACUAGGCCAGAAUAAGGCAUUUCAAUAAACUCAAUCAUCAGACAUACGAGUGAACAGAGCCGACAAAACUCUUCGAGGCUGAGGCGAAACGCUUCCCACACAGGAAUGGGAGCUGGGCGGCAACAUCCCAGAGACAGAAAGUGUACCAAAAGUUUGCCAUGACAAUAUGUCAAGAACAACACGCUCUGGAAGACGGAGGACGAGAGGAAAAUCAACACCAACUAAAGGUUGCAAUUAUUGUACAAAUCGAGAAUUGAAUAAUGAUUAUUCUCUUAACUCAAAACAACUCUUUUAUAUUCAUCUGUACAUAUCUGUGAAUACACUGCACCUCUUUGUGUGAAGAACGCAUCAAAAUUCUUUUUUAAGGAUGAAAAGAAAGAAAGAUAAAAACGCUGUUGUGCAAAAGAUGUCCCAUUCUAGAAACUUUAGUGUUAUUUUAUAUGCUACAGAAGAAAAUCAUGAAGGUUCUGCUGUGAUCCAUUGCAUGGUUUACAAGGCAUUAAGUGUUCAUUUUUCGUUUGAAAUUUCCAUUCAUUUGAAUGUAUUGCAAUAAUAGAGAACACUCACAUGCGAACGCACGUACACACGGGCAUACUUAAUAUACUUUUCUGUGUCUACCUCAUGAUUCCUGACGUCUUGACACAUUCAUGGUCAUUUUGGAAAUAGGGCAUAAAACUAGACUUUUCGUUUUUGACACAUUUU